UAUCUAUCUGAGGACGGCACAUUUGUAUAAAGGAGGGCAUUAUUCUUCCAGCUGCCAUUUUCUAACAGUCCCCUCCCGCCGUCCUCCUGUCAUCCGACCAGUGCUUUCCCUACUGUGUUAUCUUGUGAACUUGUCAAUAAAGUUUGUUGAACUGGAACCUCGUCGUAAACAAACAUGGCGGCUCCCGCAGCAGAAGGCGACGAUUAACCCGGGUGGAACCGUGAUUCUUUUCCGUCCGCACCGUAAACCAUGGAGGACAUGGCGGGGUUUAUGGACGACGGUGAAGAGCAGCUACAGGUGAAGAUCAUCGGCUCGGAGCUGGUGGAGAAUUACACGGUUUACGUCAUAGAAGUUUAUACUGGAAUAUACAAUUGGACUGUGAAGCAUCGUUACAGUGACUUCUAUGAUCUUCAUGAAAAGCUUACAGCUGAAAACAAAAUCGAGUGGAAUUUAUUGCCUCCAAAAAAGAUUAUCGGAAAGAACUCUAAAAGCUUGGUUGAAAAAAGACAGAAGGAUCUGGAGGUCUACCUGCAAGCCCUGCUCGCAAAGUUCCCUGUCAACGUACCCAAAGCUUUAUCACAUUUCCUGCACUUUCACCUAUAUGAAAUCCAUGGGAUUGCAGCUGUCCUGGCUGAGGAGCUUUUCCAUAAUGGUGAGCAGUUACUUGUAGCAGGGGAAGUAUUUCAUAUGAGGCCUCUUCAGCUAUAUGCAAUAACAGCGUUACUGCGCCACGCCAAACCAACAUGCAUCAACGGGGAUGCCAAAACCGACCUGGGACAUAUACUUGACUUUACUUGUAGGCUCAAGUAUUUAAAGAUCAGCGGCACUAGGGGUCCUGUAGGAACAAGUAACAUACAAGAACAUUUACUUCCAUAUGAUCUUUCUGUAUUUAAGUCACUUUGUCAGGUAGAGAUCUGCCAUUCCGAUGCCAAACUUAUCAAAGGAUUCACCUCGUGCAAGAAAACACUGGCGACCAUGACUGUUCAGUUUUCAACAUCAUCAUUAAAGGACAUCUUGGUACCAGAAGCUCUUGAAUUUGAUCAUUGGGUGGCAGAAGGCACGUCUUCAGAUUGUCCUAUUACAGCUGUGGUUCCAAAAUGGAGCGCUCUGACCACUGUGGAUAUGAGCCACAAUCAAAUCUCCUCUAUAGAUGAUUCAGUGAAACUUACUCCACAAGUAGAAUUUCUGGCCUUGAGUCAUAAUCAUAUAAGCUCAAUAGAGAAUCUACAGCACUUGUACAAUCUUGUUCACUUGGAUCUUUCUUAUAAUAAGCUUUCCAUAUUGGAAGGAGUUCACUCAAAAAUUGGGAAUAUUAAAACGCUUAAUUUAUCUGGAAACCUUCUUGAGAACCUCAAAGGACUUAAUAAGUUGUAUUCUCUUGUCAACUUGGACCUUAGCAACAACAAGAUUUCACAGGUUGAUGAAAUAAAAAAUAUAGGAAGCCUUCCAUGCUUGGAGACUGUCAAUUUGACAGACAACCCCGUUACGAUUGUCCCUGAUUACCGAACCAAGGUUCUUGCACAGUUUGGGGAUCGAGCUGCGGAGGUUUGUUUGGACAGUACCAGCACAACGGAAAAGGAGCUGGAUACUGUGGAAGUGUUAAAGGCAAUUCAAAAAGCAAAGGAAGCAAAAAAUAAAUUGAAUAAUGCAGAUAAAAAGAUGAGUGAGGACUUCCGGCUCACAUCUGCCAGCUCUUCUUUUCCUGCAAACGCUUCCUCUUCACCUCUCUCUCGGCCUGUUAUCUCCAGUCAAGACCUGUCCCCAGUCAGCAAAUUCUCCAGUAGCUUGACAAGCGAACAGAAAUGCGGAGUUGAACAUUCCAUACAUGAUGGGGGCCAAAACACCGAGCAAACACCAUAUGAUGAAUCUUUGCCAGUCAGCCACAAUAACCUUAAUUUGAUCAGUCACGUGGAAGAGGAAACCACAAUAGAACCAGAUCUUCACAGCUCAGUAUUUCCUAUUCCUUGUCUUUCAUAUCCUACGAGUGAUCAGGAUUUUAGCCCAUAUUUUUCUACAUCGAUUGCCCAUGCAUUAAAACAGAAGCAAGAGCUCGAGGGGACAGUGGAAACCAGGGAUAAUCCAAGCGCUGAUUCCAAAAGUUGUGAGCCAGGGGAUGGCUAUUUUGAGAUGGGACUCCAUGAGAGAGACCACAAUUUUUCAAACGGACCUCUUUCACAAAACACCGAUGUCAGUAUUAUACGGGUACUUUGGAACUUCACAAUCCGUCUCCAUCGAGAAGUUAAGCAGUUUUCUUCAUGCAUUGUGUUAACUGAUACUUUACUUGCCUUGUUUGAGGUGCACGGUGACCAGCUUCAGCAACAACACCUUUUCCAUCCUUCCUCAAUGAAACUGGUCGGCUAUUAUUAUUAUGGAGAUUUCACAGAAAUUACUUUCCUCAUACCAGAAAGUUGCCUGGCAUUGAGGGUGAGAAAUGGAGAAGAUUUUGUCAUUAUUCUUACAGAUGCUCAGAAUUUGGAGGAGUUUUUGUCAUGUUUACAGUUACAGUGCUCACAAAACUGUACGACUCUGCCCCAUAUCUCUGCAGUGCAUGGAACCGGCGUCCAAGGCUUCUUCCAACGCCUUACGGGAGAACAUCAGCUUCAUUUAGCAGACUGUGAAGUGAAGGGAUAUUUUCCCUGUCUAUUUUAUUGCGAAGAGGACAAUUCAGAGCUAAGUUCCCAAGAAGUUCUCCGGUUUGAGAACACCCAAUUGGGCUCAGACUUCUGUAUUCAAUCUCUUAAUUGCACCAAACAUGGCUUUAGUGAACAAAACAGGGAUAAGUCCUGUCUGGUGUGGCUAUUUCUCACACCACAAGAUAUGGUCGUAAUCAGAAUUGAUUUCCAUAUGAUUUGUCAGGGUAAAAGUAUGGCUGCCUAUUCCCACAACUCUUUCAAGCUCAGCAGGAUUCCUAUUGCCUCUGUGGUCGUUCAUCCUGCACACCGGCACACUGACGCUAAGCAGUCACUUCAGGACAGCCAUGUGCUCCAGUUCAUUUUGGACUCCGUUACUGUUACUGCCAUGUUUGUGCUACCUGAUGAUAAAAGUCACUUCUUAUCGCUCUACAAGUUAGUGAGGAGUUCAGUUCACGAUGUUAAAAGUAUAGUCGUGUUAAAGUCUUAUGUGAAGACCACAGAUUGUGUUCUGGCAAACCAGACCCAACUGCCAACUAUAAGUCCUAAAUCCCAGAUGACACUACCAACAUUAUACCCUUCUGAAAGUUUAUUUCAGAAAUUGUUGGGGGAAAAUCAGAUUCCAUUUCAUUUGGCAGCAUCUACACCGUUGCGUUUUAUUUCUGCCCUUAAUGGGAGAAGCAUUGUGAAAUUCUUUCAAGGCAGCAUCUCUGAGGUUGACAAUGAGGAAUUAAGGUACCUGAUGUGGUCCUCGGUGACACUGUAUCAAUUACCAGAUUCGGAAAUGACGUCAUGUGUCUUAUUGUCAACAAAAGCAAUAUAUUUUGUGCUGGAUGACACUUGUAAGAGCGCAAAUCAAAAUCCUCAGGAUAACUGCAGCCACAUGAAAUCAGGGUCAUCAGGCACAUUUCACCCUUGUUGUUGCAUUGUAAUUCCAUUCAGCGACCUGCAGUCUGUGAACAUUGGACUCUUUGAUCAGUUCUUCAGAAUAACAGGUUCUUCUCCAAAUCAUGUUGUAACGUGUCUGACCAGAGACAGCUACACAACGCAUUCCUUUGUACAACACCUAAUGUCUGCAUUAUCCUUGCUGGAGCGAACCCCUUCUCCUGAACCGAUUGAGAAAGACUUCUAUUCUGAAUAUGGGAAAAAGAAAACCGGGAAACUGGAAAAUUAUGAACUAAUUCAUUCCAGUAGAGUGAAAUUCAUCUACCCCAAUGAAGAGGAGAUUGGAGACCUCACCUACAUUGUGACGGAGCAGAAUGAGUCCUCUGGCAUGCUACCAUCUCUAAAUAUUUUGCUGUAUGUUCUGGCAUUUCAUGUGGAUUCUGCUGAAGGACCCGAACAGGAAGCUUUGCUGCAGCCGAGGACCCUCAUCCUUACCAGCUCAGACCUGUUUUUGUUCAAUGAAGAUUACAUUAGUUACCCUCUCCCCGAUUUCGUCAAAGAACCCCCAAAGAGAGAUAAGUAUCAGUUAAUGGAUGGGAGGCGUAUAAGGGAUUUAGACCGCGUUUUAAUGGGUUAUCAAACUUACCCCCAAACUCUAACAUUUGUCUUUGAUGACUCCAGUAACCAAGACCUGAUGCAUAGUUUAUCAAUGGAUCAUUUUGGAGAGUCUUUAAGCCCAUCUGAUACCCAGAAAUCUUGUGUUGGAGACAGAGAAGUCCAGUGGUACAUCUUCAUACCCAGUGCGGACUGCCGUGAAAAGCUCAUCUCACUACUUGCACGCCAAUGGGAGAUACUCUGUGGUAGGGAGUUACCUUUGGAGUUGACAGGAUAAGAUUUAUGGUACACAGAAUUAAACCAAAUCUGGUGUUGAUGCUGCUUUGCCGUGUACCUUUAUAUUGACAUUGAUAGCACCUGUCUGAGCAAACACGCGGAAAACAACUUCUGCUGAUGUUUGAAGAGGAAAUCCCACGAAAAAUAUUUAUUACCUAUCACCCACCACUGGGACCACUUGGCUGACUAGAGAGGAGGUCCUAAUCCACCCCUUCCUUGUCAGUGAUGGCAUUGGGGAGGAGUUUGAAUGGAGCGGUGGUUCCAUUCAGUGACGGUGACGAGUAGAGCUGAAUACAGUGCUUUGCUGUUUCCGUUGGCGACAUAAACAUUGACUGUAGUGGUGGAGGAACAGGGAGAUCACACCGCCUGUUCUAAUAAUCUGCGGGUCCCAAUGGUAGGGCCCUUAGUAAUCAUUCUUUUUUAACCUAUCCCGAUGGAUAUUUCUUAUUGGUUAAGCGUCCUGAGAGUUCUUAUUUGAAUAUGUCAGUCGACCAAGCCGGACGGUCUCGCUUUUAGGUUUAAAGUGGCUGCCUCAGGUCUCUCCUGCUUUCCUAUUUGGUAGAAGUGGAGAUGCUAAGCUUGUAGAUAUAUACAGUACAUAUAGAUUUAUAUGAUUUUACGUGGUAUUAUCAUGUAAAAAGCUAAGACUCAUGGAGGGAACCUGUUUCACCUACACAAUGAUGGGCAGCCUUUCUUUGAUGAGUUUAUAUACAGGGACAGCCAUCAAUCACUCCACAUGGGAGGGAGACACAGGACUCAGGUGAGCAUUUAAAAGUGUUUUCUCAGGACAGACAUGGCUGGCAUCGUGCUAUGGUAGGCCAUGAAUGUCCAUUUGGUGGGGGUUCUGAGCGUAGCGACUCCGAACAUUGCUAGAAAAAAGUGGCAGAGGUGCUAAGGAAAUAUGAAGCCACCACAGUUCCCGUCUGCUCUGCCUUUGUCAUAUACUGGCCUCAGUUUAAGGCUCUAUUCACACGACUGUAUUUUUCUGCGUUUUCUGCAGACCCAUUCAUUUCAAUGGGGCCUCAAAAAAUGUGGUCAUCACAGCUUGUGCUGUCCGCAUCUGUGUGUCCGUUCCAAAGUACGGUCGUGUGAAUGCACCCUAACACAGGAGACCCCACAGAUAUGCUUUAAUUCAUUGUGGAAGCCAGCAGUGGCCAGGAUUAUAGGAACAGCAGAGCAGGUAUCUAACCUUAAAGGGGUGUGGGUGUACCCCUUUACGGAUCCUUUUUCUUAAAACACAGUACUCUACAGCUCCCGUAAAUGUUGAUGUACCUUCUUAUGCUCACUUUUCUUUACCAUUAUUUGGUCUUUGCGGUAAAUGCGCAUGCUAAUAGUAAGUAUUUUUUCUGUAUGUUGCUUUGUAUUAUAUUGUAUGUAACCAGUAUUCAGCAAAUGUACUAUUUCUGGCACAAAGCUUCCUUCUGGAGCCAACGCACAUUUUGUAUAUUUCACUCUUGUAAUGUGUACUAUAAAACUUGUAUGUAACAUGUUCAUCAGCUGCUGUGAACUAUCUAAACCAAACUUCUCUCUGUAAGUACAGUAAAUAUGAUGGGGCCUAUCAUGUCUAAAAAGCUUUUGGAAAAUGUUAAUUUAAGAUCAGUGAGACCCUCACAGAUCAGCUGUUGUCAGGAGCUGGAGUAUGUUGGAACCAAGCACUUUAGGGUAUUCCCACUCUGUACGCUGCCAUGGCCGCUUCCUGCAGUGCCUCUCACUUUCACUUGAACCCCCUCCGGUUUUGCUGAUUUAUUUGUGCGUAUUCAUGGGAAAGUUGGGGGAGUCCGCUAUUUUAUCUUAGGGCAAUUGUCCAUUCAGACUCUGUGCUGAUUAUUUUGGUAAUGAUUCUUAACAAUGGUUGGAGUUCUGCUUUCUCUGAUACAGAGCUAAAUCCCGGCAUAGGCAUAGUCUCAAAGGGGUUUUCCUGCAGGUAGGUCAUCAAUAUCAGAUCUUGGGUUUCUAAUACCCAGCACCUCCUCCAGUCAACUGUUUUGGCAGGUGCUGGAACAAAACGGUGAACUUGAAGCCUUUUGCUUCUAGCUUUGUCCUCUGAUGGGGUUCCGGGUGUUGGACCCCCAACAAUCUGGUAUUGUUAAUCUAUCCAGAGAAAAACAUGCAGUAAGAUCCCACUAUAUAUAUAAUAAAACAGUGAGCAGAGAAUGUCAGACCCGAAAAUGACAUAACAUUUAUGACAUAACCUUUAAAGUAAGAUACAAAACAUGUGAUUGCAUAUUUUUCAGAUUAACAAGCAUCAGUACAGCAUUUUCUAUAUUUAUUAUAAGUAUAAGCAACUGACCCUUAGCGCUGUUGGAUAAAAUAAAUA
Bufo bufo (common toad) is the source of this 6723-nucleotide messenger RNA. RefSeq names its product nischarin (gene NISCH). Gene Ontology annotation, cellular component: cytoplasm. NCBI's taxonomy places the organism in Eukaryota, Metazoa, Chordata, Amphibia, Anura, Bufonidae. The record is from RefSeq and is a predicted model, not a curated record. The coding region runs from base 250 to 4407 and encodes 1385 amino acids. The transcript has 21 exons. Gene Ontology annotation, molecular function: integrin binding; phosphatidylinositol binding; protein kinase binding.